Molecule: messenger RNA, 537 nt
Organism: Theileria annulata
Lineage: Eukaryota; Apicomplexa; Aconoidasida; Piroplasmida; Theileriidae
Exons: 1
Coding region: 1-537 (178 amino acids)
Source: RefSeq, a predicted model, not a curated record
AUGAUUAUAAAUGUCGGUUCUCUUACUGCCCAUCCUGGACUUCGUGGUCAUACCACAAGCACCGAUACAUUGAGUGAUAUAGAUUUGUCACUCAGUGAUUUUAAAAUGAAUGCCUGCAAACUGAUAAUGGAUAAAUGUUCUGAGAUCAUUAGGGAUGACAAAGCUUGCUAUACCCCUGGGAAUUGUAAUGAUGCCUAUAAAAAAUUUAUCAUGCCUAUCACUCACUCAUUUUGUUCAUUUUCCAGUGAUCAGUGUGAUGAUCUUAGUUUUGACGAAGCUUUGGAUAAGCUUUACAGUGCCGGCGCAUUGACCUUUAAUAUGGAAGAUACCAAAAAUAUAGACGAAAAGAUUAAAGAGUUAAAUGAACUUAAACAUAAGGUUAAAAUGGUUUCUCUUAGUUCACAUGCUGAGGAAGCCAAAAAGGCCAGGGAAAAAUAUCUUCAAGAUCGAUCAGAAAGUCAUAAAAUUGAAUCCAAAACUAGUAAAGGUGCUGAAGAAACCGAGAAGAAGUUAGAUGAAGAGACUCCAACCGUUUAA